UAGCGACUAGCGAGUCCGAUAAUUUUUUUUUUAUUCCACAAUCAGUCAUCCCCGUCUCCCUCGCACACUCUGGUUGUUAAUGUUAAUGCGCUAUCAGUCCCGUCGGUCGGUCUCUUCCUUGCCGUCGGACGACGCGAACGAAAUACCGAAUUCCGCGCCGAAGCUGUGUUCCUUCCACGACCACCGCAGUCGUCCUGCUCGACGCGUGACAUAAUUAUUAAUUUCGCGCUCGUUCCGUGCGCGCCGCCGUCCAACGACCACCGCAAUACGCGCCAUCACGCACGCCGACGACGGCAGGAAACGGCCGCACGUUUUCGCCACUUCCGUUUUGAUUUUGGAAUGACCUGCGCCGCACGCCGUUCAUCAUGACUGUUGACUUUUGCGACUAUUUUUGGGGCGAAAAAAAUAAUGGGUUUGACAUUUUGUAUCAUAAUAUGAAACAUGGAUUGAUUGCUAAUAAGGAUCUAUCAGAUUUUUUAAGAGAAAGGACUAAUAUUGAAGAAACAUGUUCAAAAUUACUUGCAAAGUUAGCUAAACAAACAAGUAGUAGUUCAAAUACAGGAACAUUCAAUCCUUUAUGGCAAUUACUUCGUCUAUCUAUUGAGAAAUUAACCACUAUACAUAUACAGAUGGUGCAUAAAGUCUGUGAAUUAGUAAAGGAUGUUACUAAAUACACAGAUGAGUUGCAAAAAAAACAUAAAAAUGUAAAAGAAGAACAAAGUGGAACUUUAGAUGCUGUACAAGCCAUUCAGUCAACCACAUUAGCCUUACAAAAAGCAAAAGAUAUUUAUGUACAAAAAGGUGGAGAGUUGGAUAAACUCAGAAAAGAUAAUGCUUCUGCCAAGGACAUUGAAAAAGCCGAAAUAAAAUUAAAAAAAGCUCAAGAUGAUUACAAAGUAUUAGUUGACAAAUAUAGUAAUGUAAAGGAAGAAUUUGAGAAAAAAAUGAAUAUAGCGUGCAAGCUUUUCCAAGAAGUGGAACAAUCACAUCUAAAACAAAUGAAAGAUUUUCUCAACGUCUAUACUGAAUUAAUUGAAUCAAAUCAUGAAGAAAUUGGAAAGGUACAUGUUGAAUUUAAAAAGCAAUGUUUAGAAAUGACUGUGGACAAAUUAUUGGAGCAAUUCGUUUUAACUAAAUAUACAGGAUUAGAGAAACCAGAAAAUAUCGAAUUUGAAGAAGUUUGUCUGAAUAGCACUUCUAGUAGUUUGAAUCAGGUUCCGGACUCGUCGAGUGAUUCAAAAUCAGUUCAAGGAACCAAUUCACCAGUAUUCACGGGUACUCCACAAAAUUCAUGUGCAGCUAGUGUAGCGUCUGAAAAGCCUUCUACGGCAAAACGUGAAGGUAAUUGCCGUGUAAGGGACAAGAAAGAUGCUACCAAUUACCAGUCCUCCAGAGCAACAUCCUUACUCAAUAUAUUCAUCUCCAACUCCCAUGGUGCUUUUUCAAAAUCAAACAGAACUGUCAGUUUAAGUGCUGAUCACACAGCUUAUUCACUUCCUCAGAAUUCUAUUCGUGGAUCAAAAUGGUUUUUAAGGAGCAGACGAGACAAACGCAAAGAAAAGAAAACUAAAAAGAAAAAAGACUCUAGUGGUGAAACAAUUGGCAAAGAAGAUAAAUCCGACAACGAAGAAAAAGAAGAGGAGCCAAAAAAUAAUGCUCCAGAAAUAGAUGAUGAAGGAUAUUGUAUUCAGCCAUCAGGACAGUGGCCUGUUGACAAAGAAGAAACAUUUGAUUCUUCUUCUGAUUCAGAUGAAGAAAGAGAUAAAAGACUACAUGUUGAGAUAAAACCAUUAAGUAACGGGGCAGGUCCAAUAAGUGCAAGUGUUGAUGAAUUAAGAGCUACUGUUGAAAACAUAUCAUUAUUACCUUUAGGAGCACAUACUUUAAAGAAUCGACGAGGAUCAGUUAAUGAUGAUGGUACUAUGAAACGUUCUAAAUCUGUUUCUCAACAAUUGAAUACUGUAAAAAUAAGUAAUGAUCUGAUAGGACUGAAUUUGUUUCAACCCAGUGACCCUACUCCUAGCCCAGUUCCAGUUCAGCAAAGCAAUUCAAUGAAUAGUCCUACAAUAUCAUUAACUAAUAAAUCUAUUUCUCCGCCAAAUGUUUUUCCUGUGGUUUCAAGAUAUGCUGCAGACCUAGGCGACUUGUUUUUCGAUGUUGGAGAUGCUCAACAGUCUACUCCAAAACAGGGACCUCCAUCAACCACUCCUCCGGUGUGUUCUAUAUCUAUACCUCGCCCUCCCUCUCGACGUGAGAACAAUGGACCCCGUAAUCAACUGAGUCCAAUAAGUAUUGGCAGAACAGACAGUGUGUCAAGUCUUGAUUUUCGAUCUUCCGGAGUUUUAGGACCAUCUAGAGGACCAUCUCCAUUAACAAUUGGAUUAUGUGAUUCUAUUCCACUGGCUGUUGCUUUUCAUGAAAUAAUCCAUGCAUAUUUCAAAGGAUCAAAUGAAUCGAGGUGUCAAGUAAAAAUGUUUGGAGAUAUGAUGGUAUCGUUUCCUGCGGGUAUUGCAAAUAUUUUGGCAAAUAAUCCGAAUCCAGCAAAAUUAACGUUUCGAUUAAAGAACACUUCAAGGGUGGAAAAUAUUCUUCCGAACAAACAAUUAGUCAUAACUGAUAAUUCAUUUACAUCUACUGAUUCAACUGUUUAUGAGUUCAAUAUGCCAGCUUUAACUUCUUUAUUACGUAAACAAUUUGAGCAAAAUCCUGUUGCAUCUUAUUUUAAUGUUGAUAUUCUUAAAUAUCAAGUAAAAUUGCGCAAUACUGCAGCUGCUUCAUGUCCUUUCCAAUUAGUUUCGUUUUACAAGUGCAGUAAUACUUAUACGGAUCUUAAAAUUGGUUACAAGUUUAAUAGUCACUCGAUGAGUGUUCCUUCACCUUUACUAAAUGUUACUGUUUCAGCUAAUUUGAAUUCAGCUAUACGUAAUAUGCAGUCCAAGCCAACUGCCCAAUGGGCACCAGACACAAAAACAGUAAGUUGGAGGUUUGCAGAACUAGCUCAAUAUUCAGAAAGUCAAGGUUCCGGUUCACUAAAAGCAAGAUUUGAGGUUGACAGCUUAUGUCCAAUAUCAACUAUAGUAACUCAAUUUAACUGCGAGGGUACUACAUUAUCAGGGCUAGAAUUUGAGCUAGCAAGUAGUGGUUAUAGAGUGUCAUUAAUCAAAAGACGUUUUGUUGCUGGUAAAUAUAUAUGUGAUGGCGAACCAGAUCCCAAAAGCUCUACCCAACAUUCCACUGUGUCAUCAGAUUGUUAAUUAUCAGUUUCUUUAUUAUUUGUUUCCAUUUGUAUUUUUAUUUUAUUUAAACUCGAGUAUUAUAAUCUCAACAUACUUUUUUUGUUGACAAUGUUUUUGUUGGUUAUUUUAGUUCACGUUUAUUAUUUUCAUAAAAUAAUUUUACACUAUAAAUUAACUUCAGCUUUUAAAUAUUAUAUGAUUUUCCUUAACACGGAAGUAUGAUAACUAUUAGUUAUUAUUAUGCUAUUGAAUAAAACUGUCAGCUUUUUUUACGUUUUCAAGUUAAACUUCUUUUUUAAAAAAAACCAAUGAAAUAAGAAUGAAUUUUAAUAUUUAUAUAUGUGUAUUAUAUAAAACCAUAUAUUAAUUUAAUUUUAACAUACAAUUCUUUUGGACGUGAAAGACCGUUUUAUUACUCAGCAUUAGUCAAUAAAAAAACAUAUCUUUAAACUAACAACAAAUAAGAAAAUUAGUUUCGUUGAAUUUAAAAUUACCUAUUUGUUUUUAGGUAGAUGUAUUGAUAUCCGUAAAAAGCUUGCUUAUACAUUUUUUUUUUUAUUAAUUGAUAAAACAGUCUGCUGUAAACUUAAACUACAUUUAUACUUAUAUUAUAUUAUUCCAUAUACAAUUAGCAAUAAUCAAAUUUGUCUUUUAAUUGUCUAUUUUAAAUGUAAACCAAAACAAAAUACAAUAGAUCUGAUU
Messenger RNA from Myzus persicae (green peach aphid), 3938 nucleotides. Its product is annotated as F-BAR domain only protein 2. NCBI's taxonomy places the organism in Eukaryota, Metazoa, Arthropoda, Insecta, Hemiptera, Aphididae. The transcript is spliced from 20 exons. Gene Ontology annotation, biological process: clathrin-dependent endocytosis; clathrin coat assembly. The coding region runs from base 366 to 3254 and encodes 962 amino acids. Gene Ontology annotation, cellular component: cytoplasm; plasma membrane; clathrin-coated vesicle. The record is from RefSeq and is a predicted model, not a curated record.